Molecule: messenger RNA, 1404 nt
Organism: Nothobranchius furzeri (turquoise killifish)
Lineage: Eukaryota; Metazoa; Chordata; Actinopteri; Cyprinodontiformes; Nothobranchiidae
Gene: spag7
Product: sperm associated antigen 7
Molecular function (GO): nucleic acid binding
Source: RefSeq, a predicted model, not a curated record
ACAUAGAAGAAAACCCAACCCCCACUGCGCAGGCGCAUACAAGUCCCUUUCUAUUGUUCCAAGAUGGCAGACCUCCUGGGCUCAAUCUUAAACUCGAUGGAGAAACCUCCUACAGUCGGCGACCAAGAAAGCCGACGAAAGGCUCGAGAGCAAGCUGCCAGGCUGAAGAAGAUGGAGGAGGAGGAGAAAAGAAAGAAAGCAGAGUUUAGGAAGAAGAUGGAGAAAGAAGUGUCCGAUUUCAUCCAAGACAGCUCACAGCAGAAAAGAAAAUACAACCCUAUGGGCAAAAUAGAAAGGAGUAUAUUGCACGAUGUUGCAGAAGUGGCUGGUCUGACCUCUUUUUCCUUUGGGGAGGAUGAGGAGAGCCGCUAUGUCAUGUUAUUUAAAAAGGAGUUUGCUCCGUCUGACGAAGAGCUGGAAGCUUAUCGGAAAGGAGAGGAGUGGGAUCCCAAGCUAGCGGAACAGAGACGCAGGCUAAAAGAACAGGCUGCCCUGGAAGAAGCAGCUUCAGCUCAGACGGAAAAGACACAGGCAUGUCCCAAUUCCAACUACAGAGACAAAUACAGCCACCUGAUCGGCACCUCGGCAGCUAAAGACGCAGCACACACACUGGAGGCCAACAGGGCAUAUGGCUGUGUGCCCGUGGCCAAUAAGAGAGACACUCGCUCCAUAGAGGAAGCCAUGAAUGCAAUCAGAGCCAAGAAACGGCAGAAACGGGAGAACGACACGGGCGCACACAGCAGCAGCAGCAGCUCAUGAGUACAUUUUGUUUCAUGACGUUAGUUUGUCUCAUCCAUCCUUCCUGUGGUUUAACUUACAGGCUUUUAACCUCUUAACUGAUCUGGAAUCUGCUCAGGUGUGUCAGAUCCUGUAACCAUCAGGUCUGUCUCACUUUAAAGCGACGUACAGACACUUUAUGUCACCGCGGCCGUUCACACACCUGAACCAUUACUGCUAAAGUCGUGUUUUAUUCUGAUCCUUGGCUAUGCAGGUUUUAACGUCCAGCUUUAGGGAGCUCCAGCUGAAAGCUCGUACGGAUUUUUCAUAGACCGAAGCAACACCUUGAACUUUUUGUUGUUGACCAGGAUUUUCCUGUAAGGCUCCUCCAGUUUUGCACCUUUAACACAAAAACAUGUUCAUUAGAGGAUGUUUAAACAACAUAUUUGGUUUUUAAAUCUAUAUUUAAGUCUGUGAUUAUAUCUUUGUUGGCUAAACAUCUGCACUGACUUUGAGUUUCAUGUCUUUUUAUUGUAAAAGCCACGUGAGCUGAAUGUGUAAAAGACUCGUUUUAGUCCUGUUGUUUUUCUCAGACGAGCAUUCAGCUAACAAACCGUUUCUUGGACUGUUUUAUUGUGUUUACCCUGUUUUAUUUCCAUGUGUGUGAAUAAAGAUUGGUGUUAUCUC